AUGUCCUCUGCUCAUGAUGCCACCACCAAGAUCUCCAUUGACAAGUUCGACGGCGACAACUACGCGACGUGGAGCCGCUACAUGCGUGGCGUGUUCCUGACCAAGUCGGCGUGGCACGUGGUGAACCGGGAGACCACCCCCACCUUCGCCGAUCCUCGCGCCAGUGACGACUACGUCAAGACGAACAACAUUGCGUUCGGCUUGAUGCUGCUGCACAUGAGCGCGGAUUAUCAUCACGUGGUUGAUGACUGUGAAGAGGCGUGGGUCGCGUGGGCGCGUUUGAAGACGCUGUACGGCGGGUCGCAGAAGGCUGGACGCAUCUACUUGAAGCGCCAGCUCUUCAGUAUGGAGAUGGCGGAAGGCGGCAAUGUGUUGCAUCAUUACAAUGAGGUCCUCAACAUCAGCGCAAAGCUGGCUAGCAUCGGCGCCAAGAUGGAGGACGAGGACGUGGCGAUCUGCUUGUUGCGCAGCCUCCCCAAGAGCUACGAGAACAGGCAAGGUGACAAGACGACAUCGGUGAAGACUGAAGACGCGGCGAAGGCGUUCAGUGCCGAGCGUGAACCUCGCCAGUGCACAUACUGCGGAAAAUUGGGGCACACGGCGGAGCGGUGCUGGACCAAGCAGAAGGACGAAAAUCAAGGUGGAGCUCGACGCGGCGGCAACAAUGCUCGUGAACGCGGAGCCAACAACGUUCAGUGGCGAACCAACAACAACAACGACGACAACUACGAUCGAGUUGCGUUUGCGGUUUCGCUGGAGGCUGGACUUUCGACGGGCAAGAAUAUGCCAGGGAUGUGGGCAGUCGACAGCGGUGCGACGCAUCACAUCUGCAACGACAAAGCCAAGUUUGCAAGCCUGAAUGAGCGAGAGGAAGGCGAACUAUCAGUGGCUGAUGGCAGCAAGGCUGCGAUCAAGGGUGUGGGAACCAUCAUGGAACGUGUGGUUCUGCCCAAUGGUGACGAACGCGACAUUGAGAUCAAGGACGCACUGUUCGUACCAAGUAUGAGCAAGAAUCUGCUUUCGGUGCCACAGAUCAACAAGGGUGGCAGGUUCCAAGUCGUGUUCGAUGGGUCCAAGAUGCAAGUGAAGCGCAAGAAUUCCACACAAGUCGUGGCAACAGCGGAUCUCGUCGAUGGACUUUACUGGCUGCGGACUCCUCAACGAUCGGCAAAUGCAGCAACACGCAAUGGGACCAUCGACUUGCAUGCUCGCAUGGGUCAUGCACCCCUCGAAGUUCUGCGCAAGAUGGUGGCCACCGGCAUGAUCAAGAACGCCAAGGCACCUCUCAACUCGACUGGUCCAAGUGUGUGUCGCGGUUGCCAGCAAGGAAAGAUGGUCCAAAAACCAUUCCCAACCAACCGUGACAAACGCCAAUAUGGUGUUGUGGUGAAGUCGAUCUCACAAAAUUGCUUGUAUGAGUGUCGAUCUUCCACUUGCCCAGACUUGCCGACUCACGGAGGGGGUACUCCGAUCCGUGCCUUGUUGUAUGACCUUGUGCUCACCUUGUGUACCCGUCGGUUGGGCUGGCUUGAGCUCUUCGUAACGGCCUUGGGAGAUGUCGAUCUCGCUGAGAGGUUGGGUUGA
This is a messenger RNA of Peronospora matthiolae, 1584 nucleotides long. NCBI's taxonomy places the organism in Eukaryota, Oomycota, Peronosporomycetes, Peronosporales, Peronosporaceae. The record is from the annotation of a GenBank genome assembly.